AUGCAGACAACAACAAGGAACACUACCUAUGAAACUAAUACAUCCGACGACGUCUUUUCAUCCUACAAUGGACUCUUUAUUACCAAGGAGAAAUCAUUAUCAACUCGAUGCAUCGAUUGCCCCACCGUACAAAAGACAAAGACGCGAUCCCAACUAGAAAACAAAGAACACCACCAUGACGACAAGGAUGAUACAUGUACCAAGGAGGAAGAAGACGAGUUAUUACCUUGUCGAUUAUCAAGCUCGGAAGCCAAGUUUACUUUUUGGAAGGACAUCAUGAUUGCAAUUUGGGCUACGACUCCGUGA
Molecule: messenger RNA, 306 nt
Organism: Lichtheimia ornata
Lineage: Eukaryota; Fungi; Mucoromycota; Mucoromycetes; Mucorales; Lichtheimiaceae
Exons: 1
Coding region: 1-306 (101 amino acids)
Source: RefSeq, a predicted model, not a curated record